Molecule: messenger RNA, 2680 nt
Organism: Eurytemora carolleeae
Lineage: Eukaryota; Metazoa; Arthropoda; Copepoda; Calanoida; Temoridae
Exons: 31
Coding region: 59-2536 (825 amino acids)
Source: RefSeq, a predicted model, not a curated record
UUCGCAUAUGUUGAUCUAGUUUAGAACUGAUCAGGGGGGAGAGAAACAAACUGCAAAAAUGUUUGUUUUUUGGCUUGGGUUGAUUCUCUUCCCAGUUAUUAACUCAGGUGAAAAUAUUGCUCCAUCUUUACCUCCUUUACCUCCAAUGCCCUUCAUGCCUCCGAACAAGCCAGGAAAAAAAGGUGUUGAAUUUUUUUCUGGGAAAGCAGUCAGGCCAGUGUUGACUCGUCUGGAAAAGUAUGAGGAGAGAAGGGAAAAGCUGCAGUCAGAGAUAAAGGAAGUUGGUGGCCUUCCUGGCAAGGGAAAUAACUUAAGAAAGCAGAUCAAAGCUUCAAAACCAGCUUUGGAUAUUCUAAAACAGGAGGGGGAUCGAGGCAUUGUGCUUCAGGUGGAAAACUUUAGUGGACGAUUUCUAGCCGAUCCCAGAGUUUGGACAAGAUGUGGAUACCAGUAUUCUCAAUUCCCAGUAUUCUCUACCCUAGCUCCUGCAGCUGUUGAUAUAGCUAUCCUACACAACAAUAAGGAGAUGAGAUCUAGCUGUGGAAGUAUAAGUUGGCAGGUUAUGGUUCAUCCAGGGAAACCUCUUAAACUUCAAGAUGGGAAAGGAUUAAGAUUAUUCGUUACUUGGUCGAACCUGGACACUGUUGGAUCUAACAGAUGUAAGGAUGGGAAACUAAAUGAGUUUAUGAUAGGAUUUAAAAAGGUUGAGCUUGAUAACACUGGGCAUUGGGAUCCUAAUGAUGAAGGAAGUUUUAAGAAUUUAUAUAAAAAUUACCACACAAAGGACUUACUAGACCAGUACACGUUCGAGCAGUCUAGAUCAAUUCUUAAGAAUAAAACAGUUCCAAGUUUGGGAAGCAUAGUUGAAUCCCCAGAUAGCCAGCUAGAGGUUUAUGGUGAAAUGGAAUCUGGGUGCAUUACCAGUCUUACAUUACAAAUCCUGGGCAGAAGAGCAGGGAAGUUGGCCGAUACUGAUCUUGGAUUAAAGGAGAGUAGGGUUCCUGAUGAAGUUUGGGAGCAAAUGAUUAGACAAGCUUGGUUGGAUAUUGUUGUAGCUGUCAACAGGGAUCGAGCUCUAUAUGGAAUAGGAUUAGAGCCCUUGUACGUUGAUCCCUUAAUGGAUCAACCUGUAUAUGUAAACACGAGCUUACUGGGCUAUGAGAUUGAGUUUUACAUGUGGAAUAUUACUAUUGCUGGAUUGGCUGAUAUGAAGUUAGAGGAGCUGGUUCUUGAAAGAGGAGACUCCUUGAAGAAUUUGGAUACUAGGGCUGUUCUAAAUAUUGGGAAUCUAACAGUUACUGGCCAGUAUAAAUAUAAGGCAGUGUACACUGGAUGGGUGUGGGGUAUGGGGGAUAUGGACUCAGGAGGAGAACAAGCUUUUACUGUGGAUCUUGGCAGUGCUAAACAAAAGAUAGAAGUUAGCAUGGAUGUGGUUGAUGGCUGUAAUAAAACAUCAAACCUUGUUAUAACAAACAUUCAACUUCCCUUAGAAUACGAUUAUGUAAACUUUGAUUUUAAAAACAUUGGAUCCAUCCUUGGCGGGGUUGUCAGUGUUAUCGGAGAAAUGGCCAUAGAGCUCAGUAAGAGUACAAUUGUUGAUUUGGUAAAAUCUUCGCUAAAAGAGGAAGUUGGAACCCUGCUAUGUGAUCUAGACAGGAAACCAACUCCUAUGGAAAGAGUUCCUGUAUUUGUGGAACAAGUAAAAGACCCUGCAUGGCACAGUGUUCUAGAGAAUGCAACACGAGGCUGGGGAAUACAUACCUUGAGAAGAGAUAUCCUGGCAGAACAAUUCAUAACUAAAGUUUUUAACGAUGGAGUAGCAAGACAUCUUGCCGAUCCUAAUGAUCCUAUAGUUAAACUACUGGAUCCAUUCCAACUUCUGCCUGUGAGUGAGGACUUCAGAAAACCAGGAUUACUCAAAGGACAUGUAGUUGUAUGUGAAAUGUGGUUGUACGAUCUCAGUAAACUCAAAUUAUUGGAUAUGCAGUUAGCUAGAAAUGAAGAUCUAACCUACAGUGCAUUAAAGAUAAAGCUGGGCUUACCUACAACUAGAACUGCGGGAAAAUAUAGAUUGAAUAAUGUGAGAGUAAUGAGUGCAUUACCAGCACCAACCAGUGAAGGAACUGUAGAAAUAUCUCUUACAGGAGUAACUGUAGACCUAACUGUAGUUCUCAGAGCGAAACCUGUGAAAAAUCAAGGAAAUGCCUCAAUUGCAAUGGAAACAUUUGAGGUUGAGUUUGGAUCUGAUGACGUUAAAUUUAAUAUCACUGGACUAGCAAAGGGACUGAACACUAUUGCCAACAAGGUCUCCAAUGCGCUUGGAAAUGAUAUCCUUGAGAUGCAGAAAUCUCUGUUGAAUAAGGAAAUUAAAAAUAUCCUUUAUGGGUUCGCAGACUGCCUCAUGUACAAACCUGCAAUGGGUCUACAGACUUGUAUGGAUAAAUUCUGGGAGAGUCUUGGUUUCAAAAUUCCAUUUGAAUUCCCAGCAUGUCAGGAGUUGUACAGACAGGCAGACAAGGAAAUGGGUCUUGUUUGAACAAUUUCAAAAUUCAAAACAUAUAGAAUAAUUCUGAACUACCAGUUUUGUUGGUAGUUGUUUAAAUGUAUAUAUUAUAAAUUGUUCUCUAUAGUUCAUAUUUAAUAAAACAUUUACCUUUUUGAAUAAAUAACGUUUUCUACA